Messenger RNA from Ooceraea biroi (clonal raider ant), 1953 nucleotides. It is a transcript of the gene Pgk, whose product is annotated as phosphoglycerate kinase. Gene Ontology annotation, molecular function: phosphoglycerate kinase activity; ATP binding; ADP binding. Gene Ontology annotation, cellular component: cytosol. NCBI's taxonomy places the organism in Eukaryota, Metazoa, Arthropoda, Insecta, Hymenoptera, Formicidae. Gene Ontology annotation, biological process: glycolytic process; gluconeogenesis. The record is from RefSeq and is a predicted model, not a curated record.
UCGACGACCUUGCUUUGACUUUGGGACAUGGACUUAUCGCGAUCUUAACAUCUCGCGUUUGGAUUUAUCGAACGGCAGCGGCAGCCAGCUACGUGACGUUACCGUUAAUGGGAGAGGCGUAACUAAAUAUUCUGCAACCAGCAACGUCGAGUUCUUCCUCAGGAAUAUCGCGACAAACUGCCAGAAGAGCAACAUCGCUAUGGCGCUCAAUAAACUCAGUAUCGAUAAAGUAGAAUUGGCGGAUAAGAGAGUGCUUAUACGAGUCGACUUCAAUGUACCGCUGAAGGAGGGAAAGAUAACGAACAAUCAAAGAAUCGUCGCUGCGUUGGACACGGUGAAAUAUGCUGUCGAUAAAAAGGCCAAAUCGAUCGUUCUGAUGUCCCAUUUGGGUCGACCUGACGGCAAGAAAGACGAGAAGUAUACGCUGAAACCUGUGGCUGAGGAACUGAAAGCCCUGUUGGGAAAGGAGAUAUUGUUCUUGAACGAUUGCGUAGGUCCCGACGUGGAAGCCGCUUGUGCCAAUCCAGCGCCUGGCACUAUUAUUCUGUUAGAAAACUUGAGGUUCCACGUCGAAGAGGAAGGCAAGGGGUUAGGCCCUGAUGGCAGUAAGAUUAAAGCUGACAAGGAUAAAGUUACUGAAUUCAGAGCAUCCUUGAGGAAGCUAGGAGAUGUUUAUAUAAAUGAUGCCUUUGGUACUGCUCAUCGUGCUCAUAGUUCCAUGAUGGGAGAUGGAUUUGACGUCAGAGCGAGCGGCUUCUUACUCAAAAAGGAACUGGAAUACUUUGCGAAAGCUUUGGAUAACCCGGAAAGACCGUUCCUGGCUAUACUCGGUGGUGCCAAGAUCGCGGAUAAGAUCCAGCUGAUUAACAAUUUAUUGGACAAAGUAAACGAAAUGAUCAUUGGAGGCGGUAUGGCCUAUACGUUCUUAAAAGUGUCGAAAAACAUGAAAAUUGGAAAUUCGUUGUUCGACGAGGAGGGCGCAAAAAUUGUCAACGAGCUGCUGGACAAAGCGAAGAAGAAUAACGUCCAAAUUCACUUGCCAGUAGAUUUCGUGACUGCUGACAAGUUCGCGGAGAAUGCAGCGGUAGGAGCUGCCGAUGUUGAAAACGGUAUACCCGACGGAUGGAUGGGUCUUGACGUUGGUCCAAAAUCAAGAGAAUUAUUCGCAGAACCGAUUAAGAGAGCAAAAGUUGUAGUAUGGAAUGGCCCAGCUGGGGUAUUCGAAUUUGAGAACUUCAGCAAAGGCACCAAGAGUCUGAUGGACAAUGUCGUCGAGGCAACGACUCGCGGUACGAUCACGAUUAUCGGCGGUGGGGACACGGCGACGUGCGCGGCCAAAUGGAAAACCGAGGAUAAAGUGAGCCACGUGAGCACCGGCGGUGGUGCGAGUCUGGAACUCCUGGAGGGUAAAGUAUUGCCAGGAGUGGCCGCCCUUUCUUCGUCGUAAAUUGCGUGAUAGACAUCAAUGUAAAGGCCAUUUAUUGUUUAAAAGAAAAAAACAUCGUACAAUGGUGCACAUUUGUUUGUCACAUUAGCCAUUGCAUAUAGAAGUUUUAACUAAUAGCGUUCGAGUAUCGAGGCGACUUCCUGUUCAUCUUCCAUCUAUCGAUCGCGAUCGUAAUGUCCAGUUCUUGGAAUUUCCUUCCGAUGAAAAAUUGAAUUGUAUCUCGCGAUGUAUUUAGAUAUCCAUGUACAUUAGUGUAAAUCUACGGAUGCACGAUGCAAGUGUGUAUGCUAAACGUAAUAUAGUAAAACAACGUAAAGUAAAAACCGUUGUUGUUAAAUGUAGUUGCACGGUGAAAAGUUCACUCAUACUUGCAACACAAAUUCAGAUUGCUCUUUGGCAACGAAGCUUCCAAUCUAAAUGCGGAAUAAACGUCAAAAAUCUGAUGUUACCUUUUACUACAUGUAUGUAACAACAUUUACAGACUCGUAAAUAUAUAAUUGCGAUAA